UUUUAUUUCUAUAUGUGUAAAUUUUGAGGUAGGCACCUAGUUUUUCUUAUCCAGUUUACGGGGGACGUAUUUUUGCAAACACACUGAGUGGUAGGAAACGCUGGUGUGUUUACAUUCACCAUUCAACAUUAGCGUAAUGAAAUUUAGUGCCUUUUAAAUAACAGGUUAUGUAACCUGAUAGGCUGUUAUGCUAAAUAUUGCCUAGUAAGGAGCAGAACGCUGAAUUUAUGCUAUAUAACCUCAAACAAUCUGAAAGCUAACUGAACUAGUGAGCCACAGAGCCAGCUAUGGCACAGAACUGCCUGCCUGGUAUGGAGGCAUCAGCUAUCUCGGUGCUGAAGAGAGCUGUGGAGUUAGAUCAGAGUAACCGCUUUCAGGAAUCACUCAUCUGCUACCAGGAGGGAAUCCAGUUACUGAUAGACGUGCUGAAAGCGGUAAAUGAUGACUCUAAAAAAGGCCACUACAGAGAGAAGAUCAAGAGUUAUAUGAGCCGAGCUGAGCAGAUAAAAGAGCACAUUAAUAAAGUGAAAGAAGAGGGCAAAUACCAUGAGCAAAUUAAAAUCAUGGACAGUGACACUGGUUUCAGCUAUGAGACUCUUUUUAAACCAUACAUCAGGGAAGGACUAACUGAAGUCUGGAUAGAGGACCCUUACAUCCGCCAUGUGCACCAGCUUUAUAAUCUUCUACGUUUCUGUGAGAUGCUGGUGAAAGCCAAAUGCAAUGUUAAGAAGAUUUAUCUUCUGACCUCACGAGAUGAAGAUAGUUCCUCACAGCAGGAAAUGGCCCUAGCAGAAAUUAAACAGUCUUUGCAGAGUCAGAAUGUUUGUCUGGACAUUAAGUACUCCUCUACUAUUCAUGAUCGAGAGAUCAGAUUUGAUAAUGGUUGGAUUAUCAAGAUUGGCAGAGGGCUUGACUAUUUCAAGAAACCCAAGGGUCGAUUUUCCAUUGGCUACUGUGAUUAUGAUCUCAGAGAGUGCCAUGAGACUACAGUGGAUGUCUUUCAUUCAAAACACACAAAAAGAUGUGACCAAAUAUAAUGUGCUCUUUUUCCUGCAUCAUCUCAGUGUGUUUAAAGUGUCAUAAAGUUGUACAUUUGUUGUAAAGUUGUAAAUAUGUUACUGCUUACUUUUUACAGAUUUAAAUACAACGCUAUUCUACUAAGCACUUAAAAAUGAGAAGUGCCUUAUAACAUGAAAAGCACUGUUAAACACUUUAUUAUUACUAUAUUAUAUCAUUUUGUUGGCAGUCCAAGUUUUAAUAAUACUUAAUGACUUUAGAAUCCAUAUCCAACUGGUGGACCUUUAGAUCAGGUUUGUUAUUUUAUACUUUUUUAAUUUAUUUUAAUCAGGUAAUAAUUAUAAUAUGAAGACUUUUCUGCAAUUUAAAUGUUUUACAAGCACUUUAAGCUUAAUGGAAAUUUCUUGUGGUGAUUU
Messenger RNA from Trichomycterus rosablanca, 1433 nucleotides. It is a transcript of the gene mitd1, whose product is annotated as MIT, microtubule interacting and transport, domain containing 1. The coding region runs from base 288 to 1037 and encodes 249 amino acids. Gene Ontology annotation, biological process: midbody abscission. The record is from RefSeq and is a predicted model, not a curated record. The transcript is spliced from 7 exons. Gene Ontology annotation, cellular component: midbody. Lineage: Eukaryota; Metazoa; Chordata; Actinopteri; Siluriformes; Trichomycteridae.